AUGAAGAAAUACUCCUCCAAAAUCUUCAAAACCAAGAUACUAGGUGAGCCAACCGUGGUGUUAUGUGGCACUGCCGGUCACAAAUUUGUGGCUUCCAACGAAGAAAAGCUCUUUGUAGCAUGGAGACCUCACUCAAUGCAAAAGCUCUUCCGCUCUUCUUACCAAAAAGCUGCUUCCACCGUCAUACCAAGACAAAUCGAAAAGCACGUAGUUCGGGCACCGGGGUUUCUGAGAGCCGAAGCCCUGGUUGGCUACGUGGGAGGGAUGGAUUCCAUGGUUCUCGACCACCUGAAAACACACUGGGAUGGCAAACAGGUGGUCGAGGCUCAUCGCCUCACGCAGCUACUCGUUUUGACUCUCUCGGCUAAGUUCUUCAUGGGACUCGAAGACCAUUGUCGUAUUGAUAAGCUUGCGGAGUUGAUGGACACCAUGAUGCUGGCGCUUCACACUGUUCCUGUGAAUAUUCCGGGAACUGCAUUUUAUCAAGCAAUGAAAGCAGCGCAGGCUGUGAGGGAGACUAUUCAGUCGUUUAUUAAGGAGAAGAAGGAAGUUAUGGCUUCUACCGGAAACAAAAUGCAUGAUCUUUUGUCUUAUUUGAUUGCUACGGCAGACCCGGUUACCGGAAGGUUCAUGCCGGAGAAUGAAAUUGCUGAUAAAAUUAUGGGGAAUGUGGCCGCUUCGUUCAACUCUCCAGCUAUGACUACUACUUUUAUCGUGAAGUUCCUGGGCGAAAGACCUGACAUUUAUGACAAAGUUCGAAUUGAACAACUGGAGAUUUUGAAGUCCAAAAAAUCUGGCGAGGCACUCAAUUGGGAUGAUAUGCAAAAAAUGAAGUAUUCGUGGAACGUAGCCCUGGAGGCGAUGAGGCUCAUACCACCUCUUCAGGGAACAUUUAGAGAGGCUGCAACAGACUUCACUUACGAAGGUUUUACAAUUCCUAAAGGAUGGAAGGUUUAUUGGACAGUGAGCACCACAAACAUGAACCCUGAAUAUUUUCCAGCGCCAGAAGAGUUUGAUCCUACAAGAUUCAAAUGGGAACUUGUGAAUCCUAAUUGCAAGAUCUCAGGUGGUAUGAAUCCCUUUCCAGUUGAUGGGCUGAAGGUUCGCCUCCAAGCUCAACCCAUUCAAGCUUAA
This is a messenger RNA of Rosa rugosa (rugosa rose), 1134 nucleotides long. RefSeq names its product beta-amyrin 28-monooxygenase-like. Gene Ontology annotation, molecular function: heme binding; iron ion binding; oxidoreductase activity, acting on paired donors, with incorporation or reduction of molecular oxygen. The transcript has 4 exons. Gene Ontology annotation, biological process: sterol metabolic process. The record is from RefSeq and is a predicted model, not a curated record. The coding region runs from base 1 to 1134 and encodes 377 amino acids. Lineage: Eukaryota; Viridiplantae; Streptophyta; Magnoliopsida; Rosales; Rosaceae.